Molecule: messenger RNA, 1510 nt
Organism: Eremomyces bilateralis CBS 781.70
Lineage: Eukaryota; Fungi; Ascomycota; Dothideomycetes; Eremomycetales; Eremomycetaceae
Exons: 1
Coding region: 146-1111 (321 amino acids)
Source: RefSeq, a predicted model, not a curated record
UCAUUCGGGAGUCAAAGCGGAAGCAACUCUGCUCAAUCUUUCCUUUACCCGUGUCCCUCUCCAAAUUCCUCACUCCAGCUGUCGAUUUCCAAAUACCAACCCUCCCCUUACCUAAUUUCGUCUCCCAGUUGCCCAUUUCAUUUCCAUGUCGCGUGAUCGAGAGGGGUUUUGGGGCUUCAGUCGUCGCAAUGGCGGCAGAUUCGACGAGCAUGGCUGGCUGGAAUCAGAAGAGAUGGACGAUCAGAUCAUCGACCUCACGGAAGAAGACGGCUUGCCAUACUUUGACGAUGAGAGCAUGGCCGACGACUUCGAUGAGCCGGAGAUAGUCCAUCCUUCAUUCUCGGAAUAUGAGCAUGCAGACAAGGAGUUUGGUAACUGGCACGCUGAUGGAUGUCCGCAAUCCGGCUUCCGUGGAGGGGGUUCUACAAGAAGCCACAGAUACCGAGAGCGAGAGAACUUCGGGCGAUCUUUCGGUUUCCAGUACGAACGACCCGAAGACUGGCCUGCUCCCCGCGCGCUGAACCCGAGCAUCGUUUUCGAGCUCCUCGAACAGGUGCGCGACCUCCGCAUGCGACAGAACGACCGUCCCGAUCCCAUCCCCCGCCGAACAACGACCAUCUCCGUCGAAGAAAUGCCCGACGACACGGAGCCGGGGACAAGCCCGCCCGGCCACCGACCGCCGGAGAUCGAAGAGAACCACGACCGCCCGCCAUCCUACGACGCCCACGGUCCAAACAAAAUCACCACGCUGCCCAACUCGCCGAUGCGGAGUGACUCGACCAUCCGACCCAGCUGCCCCAGCAACCGGUCACUCAGCCCCGCCCCACCUUGCGCCAGCCGACGCGACAGGCAUCGAUACCCGGACGAACGACACCGCUACCGGUCUCGAUCGCCGCACGGACGACGGAGGGUGAAGCGGGAGGUGGUCGAGGAGGAGUUGCGGCGGAUCAAAGAGGAUGUGGUGCAGCUCAGGGUGCAGGCGACGUCGCUAGGGGGGGAGGUGAGGUGUCUGAGGAAGGAGUUGACGGAGACUGGGAAGGCGGUGGAAGAGACGAGAAGGUUGUUGAGGAAGGGUCAGGGGAGUUCGUGGGGGCCGGGGUGUUUUAGUUGAGGCAGGGAGUCCACUGAACGACUGUGCUGGAAGUCACUGGAAGAUCAUCUCUCCAUUGUCUUGCCGAUGGUCUGGGGGAUCAGAACUUGAAGACUUCGAGAAACUGCUGUCAAGGUGAAUGAGCAAAUCGUACCCAUGCAUGCUAUUACCAUGAUCAUAGGAUACACUAAGUAUAUCCAAAACUGCCGUUGCAAACUCCGCUCAGUCCUUCCCAUUGGCCUUCCCAUCCCAUCCGUUCCUCACUGUGUCCUCUUUCUGCACCACUGACAUCGGCAAAUUUCGGCCGAUCCCAAAGAGCACGAAUAGAGCCCACUUCCACCGGAAAGGAUUGAUGACUAUGACGAAGCAGAACCAAUAGAUUAGUUCGCUGUAAGUGAAGAAGUCGAACGCCCCGCUGUG